Cylindrotheca closterium is the source of this 1008-nucleotide messenger RNA. NCBI's taxonomy places the organism in Eukaryota, Bacillariophyta, Bacillariophyceae, Bacillariales, Bacillariaceae. The record is from the annotation of a GenBank genome assembly.
AUGGCACCAAAAGAAACAGACUACCUCUCCAUUGGAAUUGAUACAAUUCAUUUGGACCGUCAAUCCAAUGAUCCCAAGGCACAAACUAUAGCAACAGUGGAUAUUGGCUUUCUGGCAGACCGCUGUCUUCGACUACUAGAUGACGCCAAAAGUAGUAGCACAGGUAGCGAAAGUCCUUCAAAGGCUCUAUAUCGACGUCAGUCCUCUUCCUUCAAUGACCACCAGCAGAUUUUUGUUGGCAUUGCAGGAACUCCAGGCUCUGGGAAGUCGUUCAUUGCACGUCAAGUAUGUGACGAAAUCAACAGGCGUGAUAGGAAUAACAAUUCCGAUGCACCCGAAUGUGUCGUGGUUGGCAUGGACGGCUACCACCUCUCACGACAGGAGCUGAAAAAGCUAUCGGAAAGUGGCCACAGGUUUAAAGUGGACGAAUUCGAAAAUGAGGAACUCAAGUUCAGUUACGUCCCCAUGUCCUACCGACAAGUCAUGUCUCGCCGAGGUGCUGCCUUUACCUAUUCUCCCGAAACAUUCAUUCGCGAUUUGGGCAUUAUCAAGGAGACUGGACAAGGCUCGUUUCCAGAAUACUGUCGAGAGCUGCAUGAUCCUGUGCCUGGCGGAGUCAUGGUGAAGCCAUGCAAUCGAAUCAUUCUUGUGGAAGGUUUGUACUUGCUGUCUUUGAAUGAUCCAGCCUGGAAACGUCUCGGGAAUUUAUGGGACGAUACCUGGUUAGUCGAUGUAUCGCUACCCGAAACAAAACGCCGACUGGUGCAACGCCAUUUAGAAACAUGGGAUGACGGGAAAACGGAAAUGUGGGGUGGCAACGAUGCUGCUGCAGCAACUCGAAAAGCAGAAACCAAUGAUCUCGUCAAUGCAAAAUGCAUCCAAGAAAGCUCCCGGGACUUUGCCAAUCUCAUCAUUCAAAAUGAACGUAUUCCCGAAGAUGAAGAAAACCAUUCACCCACGUUGAAGCGUCAGGAAGCAUUCUCCAGUCGAUCGGAGAGCCCACCAUGA